CUGAUCUUACUGUAUGAUGACUCUUUCUUCCCCACAGACAUGGAUGGGCACAAUCAGACUACAAUCACAGAGUUCCUUCUCCUGGGACUCUCUGGAAAGGCAGAGCAGGAAGAGGUCCUCUUUGGGUUGUUUUUGGGGAUGUACCUGGUCACCAUAACAGGGAACUUUCUCAUCAUUUUGGCCAUCAGCUGUGACCCUCAUCUCCACACACCCAUGUACUUCUUCCUGGCCAACCUCUCCAGUGUUGACAUCUGCUUUUCAUCAGUCACUGUCCCCAAGAUGCUGGUGAAUCACAUAGUGGGCAGUGAGUCCAUCUCUUACAUGGAGUGUGUGACCCAGAUCUACUUCUUCAUCACUUUCAUCAACAUGGAUGGAUUCCUCCUGAGUGUCAUGGCCUAUGACCGCUAUGUAGCCAUCUGUUGUCCACUUCACUACACCAUGAUCAUGAGGCCCAGACUCUGUGUCCUUCUCGUGGUCAUUUCAUGGGUCAUUACAAACCUGCAUGCUCUCUUACACACUCUUCUCCUACUGCAACUUACCUUUUGUUCCUACAAUGCUGUGCACCACUUCUUCUGUGACCCCUACCCUAUUCUAAAGCUCUCUUGUUCAGAUAUCUUUAUCAAUGACCUGAUGGUCUUCACUGUGGGUGGAGUGAUAUUUCUGACACCAUUCACAUGCAUCAUUGUUUCCUAUGUCUACAUCUUCUCUAAUGUACUGAAGCUGCCAUCUGUCUAUGGGAUAUGGAAAGCCCUGUCCACAUGUGGGUCUCACCUCACUGUGGUCUCCCUCUUCUAUGGGGCGAUCUUGGGUGUCUACAUGCGCCCUUCAUCCUCCUAUUCAGUACAGGACACAGUAGCCACUGUCAUCUUCACAGUGGUGACACCCCUGGUCAAUCCCUUCAUCUACAGUCUGAGGAAUCAGGACAUGAAAAGAGCCCUGAAGAAGGUAAUUCUCAGAUCCUAG
Molecule: messenger RNA, 963 nt
Organism: Castor canadensis (American beaver)
Lineage: Eukaryota; Metazoa; Chordata; Mammalia; Rodentia; Castoridae
Product: olfactory receptor 1f45-like
Biological process (GO): G protein-coupled receptor signaling pathway
Cellular component (GO): membrane
Molecular function (GO): olfactory receptor activity; G protein-coupled receptor activity
Source: RefSeq, a predicted model, not a curated record